AUGAAUGGAGGACAGCAAGGCCAAGGAGGAUACUCCUCUGGCCUAUUCAACACAAGUCCUAUGCAAAGACAGAGCCAAGAUAUGUACAGAGGAUCUUAUGCAUCAAACAACAUGUAUUCCAUGUCCCAGCCCCAUGGAGCAUUUGCAAAUCAAAUGCCAAGCAACUCACCAAUUAAAGUGUGCCCAUCCACGCCGCACACCUUACUUGAGCCGUACAAAAUGGAAACAAAAAACGAAAACGGAAUUAUGGUGAGCAGCAGGUGCAUUACUACAAUGGACAGAUAUUGUUCUUUUUCUAUGGAGGAGCUUCGAUGCGCAGACUAUCUAAAGGGCCACAAGGGCACAAUUGUGCAGAGGCCGUACAGCGCAUACGGCGCGCAAAGCUACCAACAGAAGCCGUCUGAAAUGAUGGGGUCAAGCCUGUUCCACAAAGUGCCAGAGCCCACAAGCUCGUUUGGAUCUCUUUCGCAGCCGGGGUUUCAAUCGCAGCCACGGCCCACAAGCAUGUUUUCGUCCUCACCAAGCAUGUCCAACAGCAUGUUUUCUCAGACACAGCAGCCCCAUUCUCCGUACUCCCAGCAAAGCAGCUCAUUUAUGAACCACACACAAAGCACUGCGUUUCCUGCACAGAACAGCACGAGCUCGCUGGGGUACAGCAACCCAUACGCGCCGCAGACUCCAGCAGCACACACGCCCAGCACAAGCAUGUUUUCCUCGCUGGGACAGCAGCCUGCGCCCUACGCACACAGCCUGGGUAGCCAGCCGCAACAGCCGCAAACCACCUCCUCUUUUUCUUCGCUAGGGGGUAUAGGGACCCAGCAGAGCUCGCUUGGCUCGCUGGGAAGCAGCUCUGCGCCACAAGGCAGCUCUCUUUUUGGAUUUGGCAGCUCGCCUUCCACCAACGUGCUUGGCACUUCCACCCAGAGCAGCACCGGGUUUGGACAGCCAGGCGGGGCCUUUGGGCUCGGAAGCACAACGCCGGCCGUCCAAACACUGCAGACGCCACAGACGGGGCAGGCAUCGCAAGCCCCGCAGACAUUGCAAAACUCUACGUUUGGAUCGCUCUCUGGGCAGGGCUCGUCUGCUUUCUCUCAAAUAGGCACAGCGCCGGCGCCUGCAGCAAGCUCGCCAUUUGGAGGGCUCGGCACUGCCGGGAGCUCGUCUUCGCAGGCGCCUGCAAGCUCUCUGGGGGCUUUUGGAAGCAGCUCGGCGCAGGGCGGGCUUUCCUCGGGCGGCCUUGGAGGAGCACAGAGCCAGCCCUUUGGAAGCACGCAAAGCACAGCGUCUCCGCUUGGCCUAGGCCUGUCCUCGGGCGGCCUUGGAGGAGCCGCGCAGGGCAGCACUGGAGGGCUGUUUGGGGCCUCCAGCAAGCUGUCGGAGCCGGCGGCACCGCUGUCGUUGGGGCUGGGCGCCAGCACGGCAAAGCCUCUUUUCUCCACAAGCACGCUAGACAGCGCGCCUUUGUCAAAGGGGCUGGACAUGGGGAGCAAACCGACAGCGCUUUCUUCGUUUGGGGGCACGGGAGGCAGCGGCUUACUGGGCGGAAUAGGCAGCUCGCUGGGGACAGGCAUGUUUGGCGGGGUCUCUGCUGCUGCAAGCACAGGGAAGGCCGCGGCGGCAGAGGACCCGUACCUGAUCAAGGCGCUGGACUUCAAAGAGUGCGAAGACUAUAAGAAAAAAAACAGCAUGGAAAUACCGGCGCCGCUGUUCAAAAAGAACACAUCGAGCAAAAUCAAGUUCAAGGCGGUUUCUGGGUUCAAGGAGUAUGCAGACAUAAGCAGGCUGCGGGAGAAGGAACAGAUUAAAGCACACAACAACCUGAUUGCAGAGGUGGAAGACGACGAGUACUACUGCAUUCCCUCCGUGGCGCAGAUAAAAAAAAUGCCCAGCAGGAAAAUCACAGGGUUUGUUUUGGGAAGAAAAAACCAAGGGCGGAUUGAGUUUCAGGAGGAGGUUGACCUGACCGGCAUAAAUCUGGACACUAUGCUGAGCAUGGUGCACAUAGAGGAGUCGUAUGUGUUUUUUGACUUUGACCACUCCCUCAUGCCGCCAGGACAGGGAAUCAACAAGGCGGCUCGAAUCAUUCUGGAAAACAUAUCAAUAUACAGCCAUGCAACAGGAAGCAUGAAGCCCAUCACAGAAGACGACCCGGAGUACGCAAACAUGCAGUCCAGGGCGCUGGCAAAUCUGCCAAAGGGGCCGGAUAUAGAAGACGCCAAGUUUGACGCCACAACAGGGAUUAUGACAAUCAUAUGCCGCUUCCUAUGGGUGUGA
Messenger RNA from Nematocida major, 2274 nucleotides. RefSeq lists its product as uncharacterized. The coding region runs from base 1 to 2274 and encodes 757 amino acids. NCBI's taxonomy places the organism in Eukaryota, Fungi, Microsporidia. The transcript has a single exon. Gene Ontology annotation, biological process: protein import into nucleus; post-transcriptional tethering of RNA polymerase II gene DNA at nuclear periphery; RNA export from nucleus. Gene Ontology annotation, molecular function: structural constituent of nuclear pore. The record is from RefSeq and is a predicted model, not a curated record. Gene Ontology annotation, cellular component: nuclear pore cytoplasmic filaments; nuclear pore.